Molecule: messenger RNA, 3296 nt
Organism: Trachymyrmex septentrionalis
Lineage: Eukaryota; Metazoa; Arthropoda; Insecta; Hymenoptera; Formicidae
Product: presequence protease, mitochondrial
Exons: 2
Coding region: 58-3168 (1036 amino acids)
Biological process (GO): protein processing
Cellular component (GO): mitochondrial matrix
Molecular function (GO): metal ion binding
Source: RefSeq, a predicted model, not a curated record
AGAGAAUCGGUAAAAUUUUAUUUCCCUGCUGUUUCAAACGUAAAAAAUCGUUCUAAGAUGCUGAGACUAUUAAAGUUAUCGAAGAAUUCGCUUUUGAGAGGCGCAGCUUUACAGCAGCAUGUUACGUAUCGUACCUUCAGAUCAUCGAUAAGUGCUGCGUCGAGUACGUUACAUUCGAGAAAAGAGUUGGCGCAGGAUGAACUGGCUAAAUUCAAGAAGGGCGAAGUUCUUCACGGGUUUAUAGUGGAUGAAGUCUCAAGCAUAGAUGAGUUGUUUCUUACUGCAGUGAGGCUGACGCAUUUGAGUACAGGUGCGCAGUAUCUUCAUUUGGCCAGGGAUGACACCAAUAAUGUCUUUUCCAUUGGAUUUCGUACGACUCCCAUGGAUUCUACGGGAUUGCCUCAUAUAUUGGAGCACACCACUCUGUGCGGCAGCGAGCGAUAUCCCUGUAGAGAUCCAUUCUUCAAGAUGCUAAGAAGAUCCCUAGCCACUUUCAUGAACGCUAUGACUGGGCCGGAUUAUACCAUAUAUCCAUUCUCGACGCAGAACUUGAAGGACUACCGCAAUCUACAGUCAGUCUACUUAGACUCGGUUUUCAAACCGAAUCUGCGAGAAUUAGACUUCCGACAGGAAGGAUGGAGAUUGGAGCACACGGACGUCAACGACAAGAACUCUCCCAUCAUAUUCAAGGGGGUGGUCUUCAACGAGAUGAAGGGUGUCUUCAACGACAAUCAAGCUAUUAUGGCAGAACACUUGUUGAAUUCUAUUCUACCAAGCCACACAUAUUCUGUAAUUUCUGGCGGCGACCCCCUUGUUAUACCUAAUCUGCAAUACAUUGAUCUCCUUAACUUCCACAUGAAGUAUUAUCAUCCCUCCAAUUCGCGCUUUUAUUCCUAUGGAAAUUUCCCUCUGGAGGACCAUCUGAAAUUCGUCAACGAUCGGUACCUUUUCUUGUCUGACAGGAUGGACGUUUCCAUGUCGGAAGUACCGGUGGAAAAGCGGUGGAGCAAAGCUAAAAAGAAACAUGUUGAGUGCAAACUCGAUCCACUGCUUGCGGAUCCUAGCAGACAUGGUACCAUUGCCAUCGCGCAUUUGUGCAACGACAUAGCUGACACACAGAUCACUUUCGAGAUGUACGUGUUGUCGCAGCUGUUGCUGAAAGGUCCGAAUUCAGCAUUUUACAAAUCUCUAAUCGAGUCGAAUAUAAGUACUGGCUUCGGACCGUUCACGGGUUUUGAUUCGCAGUGCAGAGAUACGAUGUUCGUCGUGAGUCUGCAGGGUGUGAAGCCGGAAGAUUUCGAGAAAGUCGAGAGUAUCUUCAACGAGACCGUGCAGAAAGUUAUCGAGGAAGGAUUCGAGAAGGAUCACAUCGAAGCUGUCUUGCACGGCAUCGAGCUCCAGGUGAAGCAUCAAACGUCGAACUUUGGGUUGAAUUUGCUCUUCAAUCUUACAUCAUUGUGGAAUCAUAACGGCGACUUGGUACAAUCGUUGCGAAUCAACGAUGCGAUGAAGAAACUCACAUCACGAAUGAGAGAAAACCCUAAAUACCUGCAAUGUUUAAUCAAGACUUAUCUCAGUGAUAAUAAUCAUAGAUUGACGUUGACGAUGUUGCCGAAUGAAAAUUAUGAAGAAAAUAAAAUGCUCGCCGAGCAAGAGCUGCUGAAGUCGAAGUUGGAGGAACUUUCCGUAGAGGAAAAGGAACAGAUAUAUAAAAACGGACAGAUCUUGCUCGCUGAGCAACAGAAAAAAGAGAACGUUGAAGUCUUACCGACGCUUAAGAUAGAAGACCUGAAGGCUGACGUGGAGAGAUAUGAGACCACCGACUUGGAAAUAUCCGGAGUGCCUCUUCAGCUAUCCAUACAACCCACAAACGGGAUUUCCUAUUAUCGAGGAAUACUCAACACGCAAGCGCUGCCGACCGAAUUGAAGCAGCUGAUACCGCUGUUCAACUACAUUAUUGCGAAGAUGGGCACGCAGAAUUACAAUUAUAGACAUUUCGAUCAGAUGAUGCAGCUGAAGACUGGCGGUCUGAACUUCAUGAAUCACAUCGCCGAACACAAGGAGAGCGAAUUGAAAUACGAGGAAGGGAUUCUCAUAGAGUCGUACUGCUUGGAUCGCAAUUCAAACGAUAUGUGGAAACUAUGGACGGAGCUGUUCAACAACGUUAAACUCACCGACCUUCAGAGAUUUGAGACACUCGUGAAGAUGAAUGCGGCCGACUUGAUCAACGGUAUCUCGCACGCCGGUCACAUGUAUGCGAUGAGCAGCGCAGCUAGCUUGGUCUCCCCGAUAGCCCGGGUCAAGGAGAGUCUCUCGGGAUUGCAGUACAUCUCGAGGAUGAAGAAAGUGGCGCAGAUGUGCGACUUGACUUCUCUGUUGCACAACAUGCAUGAAAUAGCUGCUCAUGUUUUGAAUAAGGAACACCUGCGGUCAGCCAUUAACUUAUCCGAGGAACACCAGGAUGACGUUCUCAAUGAUAUUCAUGUGUUCUACGAUUCGCUAAAGGGUCAUUCAGAGGAUCCGUACAUUAUUACCUGUGAAAGAAGCAUCGAUACGAAAGAAUGCGGUAAUCACCACGUUCUGCCGUACACAGUGAACUAUUGCUCCAAGGCCAUUCUGACCGUACCUUAUACGAAUCCGGAUUAUGCAGCGUUACGUGUGCUAUCCAAAUUGAUCACCUCGGUGUACCUGCAUCCAGAAAUUCGAGAGAAAGGCGGAGCUUACGGUGGAGGCGCAAAAUUAACAUCGGAAGGAAUUUUCUCCUUUUAUUCCUACAGAGAUCCGAAUUCCACUCGCACCUUCGAUUUGUUCGAUAAGGCGUAUGAUUUUCUAACAGGAUAUCCGUUAUCUCAGACCGAAGUGGAUGAAGCAAAAUUGGGAGUCUUCCAACAAAUCGACGCUCCCAUUCCUCCUUGUAAUCGAGGUAUGGCCAGAUUCGUAUACGGCGUUACGGACGAUGAUCUUCAAAAGCAAAGGGAGCAGCUAAAAGCUGUGACUAAGGAAGAGCUCUUGAAUGUGGCAGGAAAGUAUCUAAAAGCCGACCAAAAUGAUAUCAGAAUCGGCCGUUCGCUUAUUGGACCUACAAAUACGGAUAUUUCAAAUAGGCACAAAGAAAACUGGUUAGUGCUAAAUCAGGAAGAAACAGACCGAGCACGAGCCACUGAAUAACUAGAUGUCAAAGAAUUAUUUUGGUUACUUUUGUAUAAUGAAGAUAGUUUCCUUUACGUUGAAUCGCAGAUGUGUCGAUGCUAUUGUUAAGCGUUUCCUAUGACAUAUAAAUAUUAGCAAUUGAGAAA